AUGCAUGGUUAGUUAUAAAUUUUAGAGUUACAGCUAAGGUUAAGUUUUGUGUUCUUUGCAACGAAUAAACAUAAAAAAGCUAUGUCUUUAAUCGAUCAACUUUACGAGCGUAUUGAAGAUCCAAGUGAAGUAAGUGUAUACGACCAAAGUGAUAGUGAAAUUACGCAAUUUUUUGCCAACCGAACGAUUUUUAUUACUGGUGUCACUGGUUUUUUGGGAAAAUGUUUACUAGAAAAAUUAUUGAGGAGCUGCAGGAAAAUCAAGCAUAUUUAUAUUUUAAUAAGAGAAAAAUCAAAUGAAACAAUAGAAGAGCGAACGGACAAGUAUUUCAAUCAUGUGAUUUUCGACCGAUUAAGACAGGAAUAUCGUGAUUUUCAAAGAAAAGUCACUCCAAUCAAAGGUGAUUUAAUAAAUGAAGAUUUAGGAUUGUCCGAAAAAGAUAAGCAAAGAAUUAUAAACGAAGUCAAUAUUAUUUAUCACAAUGCGGCAAAUGUGCAGUUUCUUGAAAAAGUUAGAGUGUCACUGAAAACCAAUGUUCUUGGUACUAAGCGUAUGCUGGAUUUAGCUCGAGAAUGCAAACACAUGGAAGCAUUCAUAUAUGUAUCGACAGCAUAUUCGCAUCUCUAUACCAAAAAUAUUGAGGAAAAAUGUUACCCAUUUGCGGCAGAUAUAAAUGUUAUUUAUCAGGCUAUUGAAGCUGAUGAAAAAUCUGAAGAUAGACUGAAUGAAGAAGCUUUAAAAUUAUUAAUUGGGCGUCAUCCCAAUAUUUACACCUAUACCAAAGCCUUUUCCGAAGAACUCGUCAGACAAUACGGACAGAAUGCUGAUUUUGCGCAUAUUAUUUACAGACCGAGUAUUGUUACAGCUACCUAUAGAGAACCAAUACCUGGAUGGUGGGCUAACACUUUAGGUCCAGUUCUAAUUUUCUUAGCUGGUCCAAUGGGAAUGGGACAUAUAGGUUAUCUGCUCGACGUUCCAAUAGAUUUCAUUCCAUGCGAUCUCACUGUGAAUGCGCUCUUUGCAAUUACACGGGAUGGUCAUAGUCAAUGGAAAAAUGGUCACAAUCAGACAUUAGUAUAUAAUUAUGGCAGUAGUACGACAAACCCUUGCACUUUGAAAAUGGGAUAUGAACUAUCUCAUAAAAUUCCUUAUAAUGAAAGACCUCAGAAAGCUGUUUGGUAUAAUUUUAUGAUUUUCACUGAUCAUUACUGGUUAUUUUUAAUACUACACAUGCUACUGCACUUUAUACCUGCCUGCAUUGCUGAUUUGGUCCUUAUCUUAUCGAGUAAAACCCCCAGGCUGGUCUCUAUAUUUUUAAAAUUUACGAAGAACUUGAAUUUAGCAUACUACUUCGCUAAUGGAAAUUGGAAAAUACAUAUGCCAAAAACGUUGGAAGUAAUUGAAAAAAUGAAUCCUACAGAUCAGCAAAUAUUUUAUUGUAACAUACGUAGUCUAUCCUGGGAAGAGUAUUCUUGGACGUCUUGGAGAGGUUUGAAAAAAUAUAUUUUAAAGGAAGAAAUAAGUAGUGAAAAAGCCCAAAAAUGGCAUGUAAAACUAUGGUAUAUGCACUAUGGCUUGAUUACCAUGAGCAUUCUAGGACUUUGCUAUUAUUUAUUAACAAAGUUGAUAUCAGUGAUAUCCUGGAUAAUUUUAUAAUUAAAAUAUGACUCUACAAAAUGUAUAAAUUUUUUCACACUUUCAUAGAUUAAUUAGCUUGACAAUUGAUUAAUUGAUUUAAUUUUUGAAAAUAUUUAUUAUACGAAUUAAUGAGUAUUUUGAUAUAUUUUGUGUAAGUAUCGGGAAAAUUUUGAAUGAUUGCACUUUUUCUGAUUAAGAGUAAAAACUCAAAGAUUGCGAAUCAUCUCUAAUCAAGAUCACCAAAUAGAUUUAUUUAUUAUUUGUAAAGAUGAAAUUCCAUAUAAAACUAUUUCAUUUCUACAAGAAUAUUUAAAAAUACCAUCACCUAUCUCUUCUUGUGUCAUAUUUCCAAGCUAACCAAUCACCCAGGGAGUACUUGCCAAUUAAAGUAGAGUAAUGUAUUCAUUGAGUCGGCAUCUUGCGAAUGGUGGAUAAGACGCGAGAAGUUUUGAUUCAACAGUGGCGAGAAUAAGUCAAGCAGAGCUCAGUGUCAAUUCUCAGAGCAAUCUACCGAUGCAGAUUAGGAGCUUCUCGCCCUCGUUAUUCCGAGUGCGCUCGCGAGACUUAAGAUUGAUUGGAGGGGCGAAUUGAGAAAUGAAUACGAAUAGAGAUGCUGCCUUGAUUACUGGGAAUGCCGAAAAUUAGCACACGGCUGGCUUAAACCUAAUGAGACUCUUAAGGCACACCGCUUACGAUUCGUGCUUUACUACAUGUACAAUGGAGUUGAAGAUGUUUGGCGGAAAUUGAGUCCAUGUUGACUCUAUUAGAAAAUUAAACACUCUGACUCUGAUGAAAAUGAACGUCUUAGCUUUUCAAAGUAAGCUACUCUAAUAACAUAAGAUUUUUGUUAUAUUUGCUUAUUUACUACUAGUAAAGCUUAUUUGCUAAUAUGUUAAAAAUAAGGGAAAAAUUAAAAAUUAAGGGAUCAAAAGGAUGUUUCAUUUUGGAUGAAUUAGUAUUUUAAAGUUGUUUUUCUUAUUGAUGAGUGUAUAGAGAAAAUACUUUUUUUGAAUGACAGUAAGCGAAAAACCUUGUUUCUACGUUUCGAUUUUUGGCUUUUUUAUUUUGGGGCAAGCUUCGGCAGAAAUCGCUUCACGCCACUCAUUUAUCCAUAAAUCUGACGAUAAAUAACGAAGCCAUAUUGGGGAGUUGCGACCGAGCGCUUCUGUGUCCUUUCUUUCUCUUAAAGUGGCAAGUGUCAGAAGCGGGGCUGUGCUGUACAGAAAAGCACAUAGGCCAGUGAAAUUUUUUUCUUUCUCACUCAUAGCUUAUCGCGUGGCGGCCCACAAAUGCGCCGGAACGCAUUUAAAAUGUAUUGAACUGUCAUGGGCUGGCGGUUUUUCCGGAUUUUUACAUUUUUCAUCGGCGAGCAGACAGCAACGUAUAUGGGCGGAUUAGGGCGGUUAUUGUUGCUCCUAAGUGUCUUGGUCAAGGGGCUUGGGGGAUGUGUUUGUUGAAAUGGGGUAGUUACCCCUCUACACCUUUUUUUAGAUUGGAAACCACAAUAACUGUUUAUAUUUCGUUUCUCAGUAUGUACGUAUUUCUUAUGAUAUAACUAUAGAAAAACUAGUUGAAACUUGUGUUAUCAGCG
Molecule: messenger RNA, 3229 nt
Organism: Phymastichus coffea
Lineage: Eukaryota; Metazoa; Arthropoda; Insecta; Hymenoptera; Eulophidae
Product: fatty acyl-CoA reductase 1-like
Exons: 5
Coding region: 82-1656 (524 amino acids)
Biological process (GO): long-chain fatty-acyl-CoA metabolic process
Cellular component (GO): peroxisome
Molecular function (GO): alcohol-forming very long-chain fatty acyl-CoA reductase (NADP+) activity
Source: RefSeq, a predicted model, not a curated record